CAAAAUCACAAAAACAACACACACAAACACAUUUGCAUUGGUUUUGAUCCAUUUUUCUAUGCAGCAGAAAGGAAGAUCAUUCAAUAGCAGAUCAAGAUCAUUCACUAGAGCUCGUGUAGCCAUUGAAGGCUCAUAGUCAUUAAUUAAUCAAAAAAUAUAAUCAUCAAAUAUACUUAAAUAUAUAUAUAUAAAAUAAAUCUCAUUUCCUAAUAUUUCUCAAAUCUUUAAUAAAUUUUUUUGCAUAAAGUUUGCAUCUUUUGGUUCUUGAUUAAUAACCCAUCAAAGAUAUUAAUUUGCAAUGGCUGCUGUUCUUAAUGGUGAUGAACGUGAGAUUCAAAAGAAUUACUGGGUGGAACACUCUGUUGAUCUUACUGUUGAAUCUAUGAUGCUUGAUUCCAUGGCUUCUGAUCUUGAUAAAGAGGAAAGGCCUGAGGUUCUAUCACUACUUCCAUCCUAUGAAGGAAAGCGUGUCCUUGAACUCGGAGCUGGUAUUGGUCGUUUUACUGGCGAACUAGCCAAAACGGCAGGCGAAGUCAUAGCCCUUGAUUUCAUUGAAAGUGUGGUAAAGAAGAAUGAGAGCAUCAACGGGCACUAUAAAAAUGCCAAAUUUAUGUGUGCUGAUGUGACGUCGCCAGACCUAAGCUUUCCGGCUGAAUCAAUCGAUUUGAUUUUCUCAAAUUGGUUAUUGAUGUAUCUUUCUGACAAAGAGGUUGAAGAUGUUGCAGAAAGAUUUUUGAAAUGGGUGAAGGUGGGAGGAUAUAUUUUCUUCAGAGAGUCAUGCUUUCACCAAUCCGGAGACCAUAAGCGAAAACAUAAUCCUACACACUACCGUGAACCUAGAUUCUACACAAAGGCCUUCAAGGAAUGUUACGUAACCGAUGCAUCUGGGAAUUCCUAUGAACUUUCUCUAAUUGGAUCAAAAUGCAUUGGAGCUUAUGUCCGCAGCAAGAAAAAUCAAAACCAGAUCUGCUGGAUAUGGCAAAAGGUGGCUAGUUCGGAGGACAAUAGAGGCUUCCAGCAGUUCUUGGAUAAUGUCCAGUACAAAAGCAGUGGCAUUCUACGGUAUGAACGCAUAUUUGGACCUGGGUUUGUGAGCACAGGUGGAAUAGACACCACAAAAGAAUUUGUUGCAAUGCUGGAUCUAAAGCCCGGCCAGAAAGUUUUGGAUGUUGGAUGUGGCAUUGGGGGAGGCGACUUCUAUAUGGCAGAGAACUUCGAUGUUGAUGUUAUUGGCAUUGAUCUUUCUGUAAAUAUGAUCUCUUUUGCUCUUGAAAGAUCAAUUGGGCUCAAAUGUUCCGUUGAAUUCGAGGUCGCUGACUGUACUAAGAAAUCAUAUCCAGACAAUUCGUUUGACGUUAUCUACAGCCGUGACACCAUCCUCCAUAUUCAGGAUAAACCUGCUUUGUUUCGAACCUUCUACAAGUGGUUGAAACCAGGUGGCAAAGUUCUCAUUAGUGAUUACUGCCGAAAAGCUGGAAAAUCGUCUGAAGAUUUUGCAGAAUACAUCAAGCAAAGAGGAUAUGAUCUCCAUGAUGUUGAAACUUAUGGAAAGAUGCUUAAAGCUGCUGGCUUUGGAGAGGUGACAGCAGAAGAUCGUACUGAACAGUUCAUUGAAGUCCUUCAGAGGGAACUAGAAAGAGUUGAGAAGGAAAAGGAAGAGUUCAUCCAAGACUUCACUGAAGAAGACUACAAUGAUAUUGUUGGUGGUUGGAAGGCAAAACUGGUCAGGACUGGUUCGGGGGAACAGAGGUGGGGCUUGUUUAUUGCGAAAAAGAAGUGAUGGCAUGAUGGGUAUUUGUAUUUCUAGUAUUUGUAUGUUAUGAACUCAAUUUCUAAAUAAAAAGACUGGCGCCUGAGGCUCAGCUAUCUUGUGGGUUGUAACUUGUAAGUACUAUGUGUGUUGUAGAAUCACUUCAUUGGUUUUCGAUGUUUUAAUGCAUUAUAUGUGCUUUCUACAGUGUA
Messenger RNA from Erigeron canadensis, 1962 nucleotides. Its product is annotated as phosphomethylethanolamine N-methyltransferase-like. Gene Ontology annotation, biological process: phosphatidylcholine biosynthetic process. The record is from RefSeq and is a predicted model, not a curated record. The transcript has 12 exons. Bases 299 to 1780 code for a protein of 493 amino acids. NCBI's taxonomy places the organism in Eukaryota, Viridiplantae, Streptophyta, Magnoliopsida, Asterales, Asteraceae. Gene Ontology annotation, molecular function: phosphoethanolamine N-methyltransferase activity.